Molecule: messenger RNA, 885 nt
Organism: Suillus subalutaceus
Lineage: Eukaryota; Fungi; Basidiomycota; Agaricomycetes; Boletales; Suillaceae
Exons: 5
Coding region: 99-692 (197 amino acids)
Biological process (GO): protein transport to vacuole involved in ubiquitin-dependent protein catabolic process via the multivesicular body sorting pathway
Cellular component (GO): ESCRT I complex
Molecular function (GO): protein-containing complex binding
Source: RefSeq, a predicted model, not a curated record
AUUGACUUGAAUCCAGACUUCGACAAUCGAUCAAUCCCUUACUGUCAAGAGUCCCAGGACCGUUCAGUCAGUUCAGUUCAGGAGAAGAUCUCUCGAAGAUGGCCACCCUUUCGCUGGACGAAGAAGUCAGACUAUUCACGAACAAUGCUGAGCGAGAGAAGUACAAUCUCCUUGGUACCUUGUAUGGGAUCAUCGUCGCACUUGACUACCUCGAGCGCGCCUAUGUUCGUGAUGCAAUUACCGCAGCACAAUACUCUCCUGCGUGCACGCGUCUUCUCUCGCAGUAUAUGACCAUGCUCAAGCUUGUCAAGGAUUCCGUUCCUUCCAUUGAUCAGUUCAUGACACGGUAUCGGAUGGAUAACCCUGCCGCGUUACAUCGCAUACGAGUUGGCGUACCUGCGACUGUUGAACAUUCUAGUGAGGCGGGACCUGAGACUGGAAAGUGGAUUGCUGAGACGACACAGGAUCAACUUCACCCGAUCCUGCAAGAACUUGUCACAGGGUAUGCUAGGUUCAAGGGAAGCAAGGACUGGGAGGGACGGAGCAAAAUGGUCAGCUGGCUUAUUACCUUGAACAGCAUGAAGGCAUCCGAAGAAAUCACAGAAGAACAGUCCCGGCAGCUUUCAUUUGAUGUCGAACAUGCAUAUGCCGAAUUUUUCAGAAGUCUGAGCAGCGGUAAGGAGAGAUCGUAACGAAGGUGGUUAUACAGCCCUCGAUCAUUUAAUAUCCAGGCGGCUCCGCUUUGUUUUACAAAUAUGGGGCGCAAUCAAUGAUGUGAAAUCGCAGAGCCUUUGAGGACUAAACACAUUGUGUCUUGUCGUAUACAUGUGGCUUCAGUGAUUGACGCAGCAAGUGCUGUCCACUAGGACGUAUAUGAUCAAACAA